AUAUUUGUUGUUGUUUGUUGACAUUAAAUUCUUCUUGUAGCUUGUAGCGCCCAUUUAUAUUUAUAUUUAUCUUUCCCUGCAUGUAAAGGAUGCUGUAGUCAUUUCUUCUUGGCUGUUUUUAUUGUGGUUCUUUGUGGUGUGUCUUGCUGUGCAAAUGAGAGGUUCAGGUUUUGGUUGGGGUGGUCUGACUGGGUCGUAUUUUAGCUGACAUCUAGCUGAAUAGGGCGAAACCACCAGACAGCCAGUGUGAAUAGCUGUAUUGUGGGCGCUGGCUGGCGUGUGUGCGCGCACGUGUGUUUGUGUGUGUGACAGUUCAGGUUCAAACCUAUAGGCCUCUUCCAUAGAGAGGGUCUUGGUCAAUCGCUGUUGUUUCGGUCCCAUUGGUUUCUGAGCUUUCAUUUUGCCAUACUCGUUUGUCAGGGAGGGUCUUCAUCAUAGCUCUGUUCAGGCUGCCACGCCCGCAGUGCCAAAGCCGCAUCAUCUCUGCCGAGGAUGCCGCAGACAAACAAAUGCAGAAACGCCCCAGGUGACUCCUCAGGUUCGGUCCAGGCAGGAGCCUCAGCAGUAGAUGCAGACCCGGUGUCCCGGGAGGAGAGCCAGGCUGCAGGGGACGCAAGAGGAGGAAGAGUGGACAAUGCUGGAGACAGCGAGAUAAUCAAGUCCCCCAGUGACCCCAAACAGUACAGGUACAUUGUGCUGAACAAUGGGCUGCGAGCUUUGCUCAUCUCAGACUACAGCGGCCCAGCAGCAUCCGAAGACGAGGACUCGGACGGAGAAGAUGAAAGUGAGGAGGAAGAGGAGGACGAUGAAUCUGGAGAUGAAAUGGAGGACGAGUCUGAGGAAGAUGAUGAUGAUGAUGAUGAGAAGGGCAGUGAUGAAGAUGAUGACAAUGAGGCGAAAAAGAAGAAAGGAAAUGCAGAGAAACAGUCUGCAGCAGCACUGUGUGUUGGAGCGGGCAGCUUCAGCGACCCCAGUGACCUCCCCGGCCUCGCUCACUUUCUGGAACACAUGGUGUUCAUGGGCAGCGAGAAGUACCCCUCAGAGAAUGGCUUUGAUGCUUUCCUCAAGAAGCAUGGUGGGAGUGACAACGCCUCCACCGACUGCGAGAGGACCAUCUUCCAGUUUGACGUCCAGAGGAAAAGCUUCAAAGAGGCUCUUGACAGGUGGGCUCAGUUUUUCAUUUGCCCCCUGAUGAUCCGAGACGCCAUUGAUAGGGAGGUGGAGGCCGUUGACAGUGAGUACCAGCUGGCUAAGCCGUCGGACUCCCACAGGAAGGAGAUGCUGUUUGGCAGUUUGGCCAAACCUGGACACCCUAUGGGCAAGUUCUGCUGGGGGAAUGCCCAGACACUGAAGCAGGAGCCAAAGAAGAAGAAGAUCAAUGUCUAUAAGCGGCUGCGUGCCUUCUGGAAGAAACACUACUCUGCCCACUACAUGACUCUGGCUGUGCAGUCAAAAGAGAAGCUGGACACUCUGGAGGAGUGGGUGAGAGAGAUCUUCAGCAAGGUGCCUAACAAUGGUCAGCCCAAGCCAGAUUUCUCUGAUAUGCUGGAUCCCUUUGAUACACCAGCCUUUAACAAGCUCUACAGAGUCGUCCCUGUUAGGAAAGUUCAUGCUUUGAAUAUCACCUGGGCUCUCCCCCCUCAGGAGAAAUACUACAGAGUGAAGCCUCUCCACUACAUCUCUUGGCUGAUUGGCCACGAAGGCACAGGAAGCAUCCUCUCAGUGCUCAGGAAGAAGUGCUGGGCCCUGGCUUUGUUUGGAGGAAACAGUGAAACUGGCUUUGAUCAAAACACCACCUACUCUAUCUUCUCCAUCUCCAUCACCCUCACUGAUGAAGGUUUCCAAAACUUCUACCAGGUGUCUCACCUGGUGUUCCAGUACCUGAAGAUGCUGCAGACACUCGGACCACAGCAAAGAAUAUAUGAAGAGAUUCAGAAGAUUGAAGCAAACGAGUUUCACUAUCAGGAGCAAAUUGACCCUAUAGAGUACGUCGAGGACAUUUGUGAGAACAUGCAGCUGUUCCCUAAAGACGACUUUCUGACAGGAGAUCAGCUAAUGUUUGAGUUCAACCCAGAAGUGAUCAGUGCAGCUUUGUCCCUCCUCACCCCUGAGAACGCCAACCUGAUGCUGUUGUCACCAGAACAUGAGGGCCAGUGUCCCCUCAGGGAGAAGUGGUUUGGCACACAAUACAGCGUGGAGGACAUUCAGCAGGAGUGGAUGGAGCGGUGGACAGGAAACCUGGAGCUGAACAGUGACCUCCACCUUCCUGCUGAAAACAAGUUCAUUGCCACUGACUUCACCCUGAAGCCCUCUGCCUGCCCAGACACCGAGUUACCUGUCCGGAUAGCCGCCAGCGACAGAGGCUGCCUGUGGUACAAGAAGGACAACAAAUUCAAAAUCCCUAAAGCCUACAUCAGAUUCCACAUAAUCUCUCCUGUAAUCCAGCAGUCUGCUAAGAAUGUGGUCUUGUUUGACCUGCUGGUCAACAUCUUAGGCCACAACCUUGCAGAGCCAGCCUAUGAGGCUGAAGUGGCUCAGCUGGAGUAUAAACUGGUGGCCGGUGAACACGGCCUGGUCAUCAAGGUUAAAGGAUUUAACCACAAACUGCCUCUGCUGUUCCACCUGAUCAUUGACCACCUGGCUGAUUUCUCUGCCUCUCCUGAUGUCUUCAGCAUGUUUGCAGAGCAGCUCAAGAAAACCUACUUUAACAUCCUCAUUAAACCUGAGAAACUCGGCAAGGAUGUGCGUUUGCUGAUCUUGGAGCACUCCCGCUGGUCCAUGGUGGAGAAGUAUCAGGCUCUGAUGGCCGGUCUUACUAGCGAUGAGCUGAUGGAGUUCAGCCAGAAUUUCCGGGCUGAGCUGUACGCUGAGGGACUGGUGCAGGGCAACUUCAGCAGCACUGAGUCAGAACAGUUCCUGCAGUAUGUCACAGAAAAGUUGCAGUUCUCCAAGCUGCCAGCAGAGGUGCCGGUGAUGUUCAGAGUGGUGGAGCUUCCUCUGAAGAACCACAUCUGUAAGGUUAAAUCGCUCAAUAAGGGAGACGCCAACUCUGAGGUCACCGUUUACUACCAGUCUGGCCCCAAAGCCUUGAGGGAACACACAUUGAUGGAGCUGUUGGUGAUGCACAUGGAGGAACCCUGCUUCGACUUCCUCCGGACCAAAGAGACUCUGGGGUACCAUGUCUACCCCACCUGCAGAAACACCUCAGGCGUUCUGGGUUUCUCUGUCACCGUGGAAACACAGGCCACCAAGUUCAAUACCGAGCUGGUGGAGUUAAAGAUUGAAGAGUUCUUGGCUUCAUUUGGGGAGAAGCUCAAUUCGCUGACUGAGGAGGCCUUUAAUACUCAGGUGACUGCUUUAGUGAAGCUGAAGAAGUGUGAGGACACACACCUUGGGGAGGAGGUGGACAGGAACUGGGCCGAGGUGGUUACACAGCAGUAUGUGUUUGACAGGCUCAAUAGAGAGAUUGAAGCUCUGAAGCAGAUGACCAGGGCUGAGCUUGUCUCCUGGUUCAAAGAACAUCGAGGACCGAACAGCCGCAAACUCAGCGUGCACGUGGUGGGAUUUGGUGCUGAAGAGAAUGAUGAGGAGGGUGGUGGUAAAAAACAAGAAGGAGAAGAGGGCAAAGAGGAGGAUAUAAGUGGCUCUACCUACGGCGAGGUGUCUAAGCUCACCUUCCUUCCUGCCUCACCCAAGAUGGCGGACGCCGUAGCCAUCAUGGACAUUCCUGCUUUCAUUGAAGGCCUGCCCCUCUUCCCCUACCACAAGAUACUCGAAUAAACUCGUGCUCAGACUGUGAGACAGACAGAAAGCUGCGCUUUGCCUCUCACUGAGCCACGUUCGGGGACUCAGCCUCAUUAGAGAUGCAGGCACUUAAUAUGUGGAGGUGAAGGAAAGUUGAAACAGCUCCAGCUCCUCUCUGGACCUGCAUUCUGUCUCUGGGGCCCAGCUGCAUAUUUUACCCACACUGUGUGCAUAACCAGAAGACAUAGAAGGGGUGAUAGAGUUUUCUUUUAGCUAAGUGAUAAUCUAUUCUGCUUUCUCACUCUCAAUUAUUUUAUAUCUUCAGACACCGGGAGUGUGGGAGUGCUCUAUCUAUUUCAUAUUUCACACUGACUGAAAAUCUUUUAAUCAAAUUCUCAUUUAUUUGGUUCUCUGAGCUUUGCUGCUAUAACAACUCCGAAUCCCUGUCUUUUCCACUGUUUGUGUAGGAGCCCAGACUGAGUUUAAUACCAUUUAAACAAAUCAACUGUGAAAACUGCGGAAAUGCUGAGUCCUUUGAACUCCAGAUGUGUGUAUUUGAGUGGUUGUGUGCUGGAUUUCAAGCUCUGCUGUGCACUACUGUUAUUAGCUGACCUGGAUCAUGCCAUGGUAUGAAACUGUGCAAAGAAAUAAAUCAAUGAGUGAUGAGUGAA
Molecule: messenger RNA, 4415 nt
Organism: Siniperca chuatsi (mandarin fish)
Lineage: Eukaryota; Metazoa; Chordata; Actinopteri; Centrarchiformes; Sinipercidae
Product: nardilysin-like
Exons: 32
Coding region: 493-3780 (1095 amino acids)
Biological process (GO): proteolysis
Molecular function (GO): metalloendopeptidase activity; metal ion binding
Source: RefSeq, a predicted model, not a curated record